GCGGUCCAGGCAAAGGACGGCCCCAGGGUGCUCUCGUCGGGAGCUCCCGGGGAAACCGGGCGCCGGGGCCCAGCGCUGGCUUCGGGGUAGUACGCGGCACGCCUCGGAGAAGGGCGCCCCGCUCCGUCACUGAUUUGUUUCUGCAGUUGCAUCCCGCUCUUCUUCCUCCAAGGAGGAGCCCAGAGCGGCGUACAUGGCAAACGGUGUCCGCAUCACAACUCUGCGAGUUAUGCAGCUGCCUCUUUUCUGUAGCAGUUCCCAGUGAGAGGGGUGCUUCCUUUUGACACCCCAAGGCACUCUGGGCUUCCGCACAGGCACGGCAGCAGGUCCUGCCACCCGCAAGAUGUCCCAUGGCAUCACCUACGCUGACCUGCGGUUUGCGAAGGCCCCCCUGGAGGAGAGCCAGCCCCCUCUGGCCCACCCAGAAGAGGACCUCACCUAUGAGAACAUCCAGCUGCCCAGGCCCCAGGAGGAGGAGGAGGGCCCCCCCAGGAGCGCAGGGGGUGCUGCAAAAGCGUCGCACCGGCGAGCCGGGUACGCGGCCCUGGCGGCAGUCUUGGGCGCCUGCCUCUUUCUCCUGGCCACCAGCAUAGGCUUCGGGGUCCGAUACUGGCAGGUCUCCCGUCAGCUCCAGCAGGCAUCCCGGGCCCAUGAAAGGGAGCGCAAGGCCCAGGCCCAGAGAAUCGGGGCCCAGGAGGGGGGCCUGGAGCGAUCCCAGCAGCUGCUGCGGGAGGCCGAGAUGAGACUCAGCUCCACCAGGGCGGCCCUUUGGGAGAGCUGGGAGGCCGGGAACCGGACCCGGAGGCGGCUGGAAGAACAACUGGAGGCAGUGGCUCAGGUGCAGCAGCAGAGGCAGGAGACGGGACGGAGGCUGAACGAGACGGAGGCCAAGUGGCAACAGGCCACAUCUUGCCAGCAGAGAGGCUGCUGCCCCUGUGGAUGGAAGCUCUUCAGGUGGAAAUGCCUGUGGAUCUCGCAAGAAAAGGAGACUUGGGCCAACAGCCGUUGGGCCUGUCAUGAGAAAUCUGCUCAGCUGCUUAUUGUAAAAAAGCCUUGGGAUGCUGUUGGAGGAAAGGAUGCAGAGAUCCUAGAGCCAUCAAAUGGAUACUGGAUUGGACUGUAUAAAAUAAGUUCUUCAAGGAAGUGGGUUUGGGUUGAUGGCUCAGGCUAUGAAGGGACGCUUUCCUCUAGCUAUCACUCUACCUACGGUGCACUGAUUAAUGGGCGUCUGUCAGGACAAGCUAGCAGAGAAUCCUAUCACUACAUUUGUGAGAAGCCAGCCGAGGACCCUGGGCCGCCAGACCCCUUUCCUUGUUGACAGCUUCAAUCCCUUUUGGCCUCUGUGGCUGGCCCCUUCGUCCCCAGCGGGCAUGGUCCUUGCUGCCACGUGGCCCCUCCACAGCGACCCCCUGGCUUCUUGGGACACCAGCCUCCCCCUCUCGCCUCCCUCCCAGCUGGCCACUCGCCUUCUUGCCUCCGGAGCCGCAAGACCCCUGCCGGAACUUCCAGCAGGACCAGGUACCUGGGCCGGGCCGCAGGAGGGAUAAGCCCCGAGGAGGCUCCAGCCUGGGUUCCAAAAGCAGCUCAGGGCGGGAGCUUCGGCGCCAGCAGAGGAGGGUAGUUCCAGCCGUCAGGCAGUGGCUUCCGGGUCUUCCUCCUCCUCCUCCUCCUCCGGGUCCAAGCCCAGGCAAAUCCUGUCCUGCCGCCUGGCUAGCAAGUGCCAGGAACGCCUCCGCCUCCUCCUAGUGUAUGCCAAGACCCCGAAGCCUCCUGGGGGGAAGAGGAGGACCUGGAUCCUUCAGGGGCCCCAUGGCGGAGGGCACCGUGGAACCGGAAGGACAGCUGGAGCUCACCCCUCUCGUGGCACUCCAGCUGAGGGGGAGUCAGUGAUCUCCACGGCCGAAUGGCCCCACCACCCCCAUCCCUAGGAGCCCAAGAGCAGACCUAUCGGGCCAGCUUCUGAAGCCUGUGAUUGUGAACUGCCCAGGGACCUUUUGGUAUGGGGCAGGAGAGAAAUGUAAGGAAUAGAUCAAUAAUAAGAGGUCCUUUGGCUGCCCAAGGCCUCCCUUCCUUGUGGGGUGGGCGGGAGGAGGCACAGAAGCAUGC
This is a messenger RNA of Hemicordylus capensis (graceful crag lizard), 2106 nucleotides long. RefSeq names its product B-cell differentiation antigen CD72-like. Gene Ontology annotation, molecular function: transmembrane signaling receptor activity. The coding region runs from base 344 to 1318 and encodes 324 amino acids. Gene Ontology annotation, cellular component: plasma membrane. The transcript is spliced from 9 exons. The record is from RefSeq and is a predicted model, not a curated record. NCBI's taxonomy places the organism in Eukaryota, Metazoa, Chordata, Lepidosauria, Squamata, Cordylidae.